AGGAAGUGUAUGGGUGUGUUUCCGAGGGGAGGGUCUUAAACUACAUCGAAGAACUUCCCUGAAGACACCGUCACUGUUUGUACACACAUACGCAGGAUGGAGCUGCGGCCACUUGUCAUGUGCUUCGCUCUCUGUGUGGUUUACGCCACCAGCAAACCCACAGAGAAGAAGGACCGCGUUCACCACGAUGAACCACUCAGCAACCGAGAGCACGACGACGCAGAGGGCUUUGACUAUGACCAUGAAGCUUUUCUGGGGCAAGAUGAGGCCAAGACCUUCGACCAGCUCACACCAGAGGAGAGCAAGGAGCGGCUCGGCAUGCUGGUUGAGCGUAUAGACGAGGAUAAGGAUGGCUUUGUGACAGUUGAGGAGAUGAAGAAGUGGAUCAAGCACGCUCAGAAGAGGUGGAUCUAUGACGACGUGGACAGACAGUGGAAGAGUCACGACCUCAAUGGGGAUGAAGCGGUGUCCUGGGAGGAGUACAAGAACGCCACAUACGGAUACAUUCUUGAUGACCCCGACCCCGAUGAUGGCUUUAGCUACAGGCAGAUGAUGGCUCGCGACGAGAGGAGAUUCAAAAUGGCCGACCAAGACAAUGACCUGAAAGCCAACAAGGAGGAGUUCACAGCCUUCCUUCACCCCGAGGAGUACGACCACAUGAAAGACAUUGUAGUGCUAGAAACCAUGGAAGACAUAGACAAGAACGGAGAUGGCUUAAUUGAUUUAGACGAGUAUAUAGGUGACAUGUACAACCAGGAGGGAGACGCCUCAGAACCUGAGUGGGUGAAGACAGAGAGGGAACAGUUUACUGAAUUCAGAGACAAAAACAAAGACGGGAAGAUGGACAAGGAGGAGACCAGAGACUGGAUCCUGCCCAGUGAUUACGACCACGCUGACGCCGAGGCCAAGCAUCUGGUCUAUGAGUCAGAUGCGGACAAGGAUGGCCGUCUGACCAAGGCAGAAAUCGUGGAGAAGUACGACCUGUUCGUGGGCAGCCAGGCGACCGAUUUCGGAGAGGCGCUGACUCGACACGACGAGUUCUAAGCAUCCACCUGCCUCCAAAGACUCAUGUGUUCAUCUUUUGUACCACCUUUCUCCUCUGGUAGUGGAUGGAGCAUUUCAAACAAGAUGAACUCGCCUAAUCCUACGCCACGGACAAUAAUUUAUUUGAUUUCUUGAAUGUGUCCCAUUGUACACACACUAACAUUCAUGUGUACAUGCUUGGCCAGUGUGUCCUCAUGCUCAGUUGUGGGUAAGAUUGGGAUAUAUUGCCAGCCUUUUGCUCUGCUUCCACACACUACACAUUUCCUUUUUACCAAGUCAGGCGAUGUACAAACAGUGUUAGAUGACAAUUUGAAAGGGUGAUUUUAUAAAAUAGCCAUGUUUUAUUACGAAACCCUGAUAGAACAAAGUUAGGCUUGCAGUAUACGGAAUAGUUUAUCGUACCAUUUCUUUUUUUGCAAUGCACUGGACUGUGAAGAGUAAGGCUGAUUUCUAGUCAAUAGAAUUUGUUCUACUCCUCUGUCUAAUCCUGUAAUCAGGUCCACUUGUGCUUUGUUUUUUUGUGUCUUUAUUGAUCAUAAUGUGGUAUUUCCGGAGACGUUUGGAACGAGGAGUAAAUAUAAAAUUCCAGUGACAAUGAAGACUAUUUGGACUAGUGCAAUAUAGUAUCAUCAGUGGGACCUCGCUGUUUGCUAUUCCGGUCCCCAAAGCAUCCACGUUAACACAAGCUGUGGAAGUAAUCAAGAUGAAUUUAGAGACUGAUGGAUGCUUUGUCCUCAAAGCUGGGGCCUUUCUUCUUUCUUGUCACCUCAGUAUUGUGUGUGUGUGUGAAUCUGUGUGUGUACAUAUAUUACUUGUGUUCUUGAUGGUUGACUUCCCCUUUUUUUGACGUUAUGUUUUGUUUGAUUCAGCUGAACUAACUCAUUUUUGUGCCAAGCUAAAAGAUUUGUCCUGUUUUGUAAGUAGUUUGAAAAAAAGAAAAAAAAAUUCCCUACAAACACUUUUCCCUCCUGAAUAUGUUUGUUAUGCUUAUUAUCACUACCACCAUUUAUAACCACUGUUGAUACUUUUUAUGGUAUACUAUAAUGUAUAUGAUAAUGUUUUUUUUACAUGCUCACUAUAGCGACCACCCUUUCACUAGUGACUUUACUGUAAAUAAGUUGUUGGUCUGCAAAAGGAGCACGCUAACAAUCAGGUCCAGUUUUUGUGAUUGAGAAGAAAGUCUCAAUAAAAACAAAUACAAUUGGA
This is a messenger RNA of Morone saxatilis (striped sea-bass), 2250 nucleotides long. It is a transcript of the gene calub, whose product is annotated as calumenin b. The coding region runs from base 97 to 1044 and encodes 315 amino acids. The record is from RefSeq and is a predicted model, not a curated record. Gene Ontology annotation, cellular component: endoplasmic reticulum. Lineage: Eukaryota; Metazoa; Chordata; Actinopteri; Moronidae. Gene Ontology annotation, molecular function: calcium ion binding. The transcript has 7 exons.